Pelecanus crispus (Dalmatian pelican) is the source of this 702-nucleotide messenger RNA. RefSeq names its product transmembrane 4 L six family member 18 (gene TM4SF18). Gene Ontology annotation, cellular component: membrane. NCBI's taxonomy places the organism in Eukaryota, Metazoa, Chordata, Aves, Pelecaniformes, Pelecanidae. The record is from RefSeq and is a predicted model, not a curated record.
AUGGCUUUAGAGUCAUGUGGAAGCUGUUUGAGUUAUCUGCUGAUACCUCUUGCACUUUGGAGUAUUGUUGUUAACAUCCUAUUAUACUUCCCUAAUGGGAAAGCUUCACAUGCUGCCAGUCACCAGCUUUCCAGCUACGUGUGGUAUUUCGAAGGGAUCUGUUUCUCAGGUGUGAUGAUCCUUCUGCUGGCAGUAAUUCUAAUAACACUGGAGUGUAACACGUUCUAUCGGUGCUGCCAGAGUGAGAGCUGUAACAAAACCUACAGGAGUUUCAUUUCAAUUGUGCUAGCCCUGCUUGGAGUUGCUUUCUCUGGGUACAGUUGCAUCAUUUUUACCUUGUGGUUGAUCCAAGGCCCCUUCUGCAAUUCAUCAGGUGGAUGGGAUUAUAUCUUCAAGGCCACUGCUGGAGGGUACCUCACAGAUUACCCUGCUUGGUCUCGGUGCACUGAACCUGCUAACAUAGUGGAGUGGAACAUCAUUUUACUCUCUAUUCUGAUAGCUCUUAGUGGACUGCAGGUGAUCAUCUGUUUUCUCAAAGUGGCUGCUGAGUUGAAACGGACGCUCUGUGGGACCUAUUCUGUUUUUGUCCAGAACAUAGGAAUAUUUAUUGUUCCAAAAGGGCCUGAUUCAAAGCUCCAUAUGUCAGGAGGUGUUGUUCCCUUGAGAAUUAGCUCACUGGAUGAAGCCAUGAUUUCUAAAUGA